Messenger RNA from Corythoichthys intestinalis (scribbled pipefish), 6608 nucleotides. RefSeq names its product EGF-like repeat and discoidin I-like domain-containing protein 3. The transcript is spliced from 9 exons. Lineage: Eukaryota; Metazoa; Chordata; Actinopteri; Syngnathiformes; Syngnathidae. The record is from RefSeq and is a predicted model, not a curated record. Gene Ontology annotation, cellular component: plasma membrane. Gene Ontology annotation, molecular function: calcium ion binding; signaling receptor activity. The coding region runs from base 270 to 1550 and encodes 426 amino acids.
UGGAGAGUUGCGCUCAAGCGCGCACCUCUGUCUCCACUCACUGCGGUAGUAACGGGUCAAGCAGGCGGGCAGGCACCGGGCAACCUCGCUCCACUUGUUCCGGCGCGUCUCUAUACUCGCUUCAGGACCUAUUCAAAUAGGACAUAUUUAUCCGCUCCAAUAAUCUCUUUGAGACUGACGAAGGGACAACUUUUGGUAUAUUUCGUCGUGAUUUUUUCGCUCUUCUCCCAUCUUUGACGAAGAAGCUCGUGCUUUCUCGUUGAGAGAGGAUGGGACCGCUCCUCCUCUCCAUCGCCCUGUGCGUGAGCGCCGCUGUCCCGCAGCAUGUGAUAGGGCCUUGCCACCCAAACCCUUGCCAUAACAGAGGGUCAUGUGAGAUCAGUGAGACCUACAGGGGCGACACCUUCAUUGGUUAUGUCUGCAAGUGUCCUCUUGGCUUCAGUGGAGUUCACUGCCAGCAUAAUAUAAAUGAAUGUGAAAGGGAACCAUGCAAGAAUGGGGGCCUUUGCACGGAUCUUGUUGCAAACUACUCCUGCGAAUGCCCUGGGGAGUACAUGGGAAGCAAUUGUCAGCACAAAUGCUCUGGACCACUGGGCAUGGAAGGCGGCAUAAUCUCCAACCAGCAGAUAACAGCCUCGUCCACCCACCGGGCUUUAUUUGGCUUGCAGAAGUGGUACCCGUACUUUGCACGCCUGAACAAGAAAGGUCUGGUGAACGCGUGGACUGCAGCUGAAAAUGACAGAUGGCCGUGGAUUCAGAUCAACCUGCAGAGGCGAAUGAGAGUCACGGGCCUAAUUACCCAGGGUGCCAAGCGAAUUGGCAGCCCAGAGUAUGUCAAGUCAUACAAAGUGGCUUACAGUGAUGAUGGAAAGACAUGGAGAACUUACAAAGUCAAGGGCAAAGAUGAGGACAUGAUUUUUAGAGGAAACGUCGAUAACAACGCUCCGUCAGCCAACUCCUUCACUCCACCUAUGGAAGCCCAGUUUGUGCGCAUUUAUCCCCAAGUGUGCAGAAGGCACUGUACACUUCGGAUGGAACUGCUUGGAUGUGAGGUAACAGGUUGCUCUGAACCAUUGGGGAUGAAGUCUGGUCACGUCCAGGACUACCAGGUUACGGCUUCUACCGUGUUUAGGACGCUCAACAUGGACAUGUUCACGUGGGAACCUGGAAAAGCCCGGUUGGAUAAGCAGGGCAAGGUGAAUGCUUGGACUGCAGGACGUAGUGACCAGUCACAGUGGCUGCAGGUGGACUUGCUGGUGCCGACCAAGAUCACCGGUAUAAUCACCCAGGGAGCUAAAGACUUUGGACACGUGCAAUUUGUCGGCUCGUACAAACUGGCUCACAGUAAUGAUGGCGAACGGUGGAAAGUAUACCAAGAUGAGAAGCAGGGAAAGGACAAGGUCUUUCAGGGGAACUUCGACAACGACACACACAGAAAGAACGUGAUAGACCCGCCAAUCUUUGCUCGGUUCAUCAGGAUCCUUCCGUGGUCGUGGUAUGGCAGGAUCACAUUGCGUGCAGAAGUACUCGGUUGCCCGGUGGAGGAGUGACAACAUUUCCUGCACCUUGCUUUCUCCAUCCCUCCCGUCUUUAACGGUAUACUGGCGAAUGUCACCCAGUAGUGGAAAAAUAAACUGUGCAACCUGUAAAAAACAAGAAUUUGAUUUCCAGUACAUUUUUUCUUAAGAAUUUGUGAAAAGUCACCAUUAUUAGUUUAAUAUUGUACAAUAAUUUAAAGCAGUUUUUUUUUAAUUAGUUCAUUUGUUUACAGUGUAAUUAUUGCCUUUUUAUUGUUCUUGAAAACUGUAAUAUAGGUGUGGGUUGUCUGAGGCUUGGGUCUCAAUGUGGAUUUGCCAUAUAAACUAUUGUAAAAAGUCACUUUUUAAACAGAGUAUGUGUUGGACAUGUUGCAUUAGCACCUGGGCACACACACACGCACGUCAUCUUGUCAGAUCUAUUUUUACUUUGUUAGGUCAUGCUUUUCACUUGAAUCACUGCAUCAACCAAAAAACUAAUAAUGCUCUUGUAUUGUAUUUAAAAGACUAGGAAAUUGCAUGGUGCAUAAAUACAAAGACUGCUUAAUAUGACAAAUGAGUCAAAACCUCCAUCCGUGAACGGAAUGGCUUCAAUUUGGGGCAUUAUUCACUUUGAAAUUGUUCUGAAACAUGUCAGUCAUUGCAUUACUGAAACAGAUGUGACCUAUCUCAAUGUUCAUACAUGUAUGUAUUCAUUAGAGGUCGACGGAUAUUUGAGGCUGAUAUACUUUUUUUUAAAAUGGCCAGUAGGUGGUGCAAAAUCACAAUUAACGAAGGUCAUCGUCUGAGCAGUGAACAUAAAUUAUCCAAUUAUAUGGGCUAAAUAUCGGCUGAUUUGGAAAAAUUCACAUAUUGGCCCGAUAUAUCGGCUAGCCAAAAAAUCGGUCCAACUUUAUAAAAAACAUCAUCACCAAUACAGUGGGCAUAAGUUCUGUUGUAUCAGCUACAUAUCAGCCGAUUGCCGAUCUGAAAAAAAAAACAAAAAAAAAAACAUAUCAGCCGGCCAAUAUUUCGGUCGACCUUUAGUAUUCAUUAAUCUUAUUUUGUAGAUUUGUUUAUUUUAUGUGCAUUUUGUAUUUAUCUGAUCAUUUCUGUUGUUUUUUUGUCAAUGUGUAAACUGAAUUUAUUUAAAAAAAAAAGUAAAAUAAAAAAGCUCAGGAUAUAUAACACACACAAUAUUGUGCCAAUAUCUGCACAUUUAUAUUUGAACCGCAAUGUUCACUUAGUAGGAUUCAGCCUGAAUGUGAGCCAUCUAACUGCAUUACAUUUGACAUGGCAACAAUCUCUAAUUUUAAAAGGGUAUCUGAAAUGAAUUACAUGCUAACCUGAGCUCACACUCGCAAUAGUCAUGAUAACAGUCAUGUGUCACAUUACUGAUGAACUUUAAGGCAUUUAUCCACUUAUUUCAUAUUGUCCAAAUGCAACCCAUCCAAUUUGAGAUUGCAGUGUAGCCUGAAAUGGAAAAAAUUGUGACGACAGCUAUCGGCCGAAAGUAGCUUAAAAUGCAUUGUCGGUAGAGCUGUGACCAAAUAUUUAGUGAUGACAACUAUCAGCUGAAAAUAGCUAAAAAUGCAUUGUCGGUUUUUGGUUUUAACGACCAAAAGAUUCCGACCGAAGAGAAUAAAGAACCUUAGUUCUUUUGUGAUGACGUCAUCAAAACACGACGAGAAGCAACAUCCUAGCUGACACUAUCUCGCUAGCACUACUGGCUCACAGCCAACAUGUCUGCGGUUUGGAAUUUGUAAAGAAAAUUGUACAAAUUUUUACUCCGGUGGUAAACAUUGAGGCUUGAUAAAUGAAAACCGAUAAUACAUUUUUAGCUAUUUUCGGGCGAAAAUGCCUGAAAAAAUUUAUUUGGAGAAAAUAAAAUUAUUUCAUUUAAUGGUCCAACGUUUCGUUUCGUUCAUCUGAAAUUCAAAUUUAGGGAAGCGAAACUUUAAAGGGAACUUUAAGUGAAAUGGCUUGCUAUAUUUAAAUUUUAUUAGCUCAUCUAUUAUAUACAACCUUUGAAAAUAAUGUGUGGCUUAAUUUAAUAUUAACAAAACUUUUGUUUCGUCACACUGUGGUGAUGUAAAAUAUAUUUUAUGUUACGUAUCAAUUAAAAAGGGACUGCAGUGUGUUCCCUUCAGGUUGUGAGGACAAUUGUUGCAUAUUCCACCAGCUAUAAGGGGACAGUGUCAACUCAUUAAAAAAAAAAAAUUCCUGGGAGGAAAUUUUACGGCGACAUUAAUGCUGCUCUCCUGAUCAAAGAGCUGUGCACGUCUUUCUGUGAGUGCAUCUUUGUUUUUGUCUUGGGCCAGCCAUGUUACGUGCUUUUGUUUACUUUAUUAGUUAUGUGUUCUUGAAUUGACAGCCCUGCUUCACUGUGUAAAGUUAGCAUAAGCUAUGCUAAUUGCGAAGCUGUGCUACUGGUGUGUUACUACGAUGUUACUCAUACCACUUUCCCACUGAAACUAGUGGGUCAACGCGCGUUUUUCCAAGCCGAUGCAUCCCACUAGCAAUUGGCAUUUGGCACCUUUCCCAUUGACGAAAAAAGCCGUGUCUUUUUUUUUUUUUUUCGCCCGUCUAACCCCCAACCCUCCUCAGCCGUGUGUAAGGUGCGUGACGUCACCACACUAAGAUGCGCUUCGACAAGUGCGACCGAAUUCAUUCAGUUCAAGGAAGUUAACAAUGCAAAGCAACAUGGAAGCCUCCUUUCCGUUUGUGUUCUCUGUUUUCAUGCGUUUUACUGCCCGCAAAAUGGUCGAAAUGCAGCAAAGGAUCAACACUGUGCUUGUGCUGAGGCAACGUAGGCGACGUAAAGUUUUGGUUUGAAAUUGAAAGGAGUCGUGUACGUCACAGGAGGAGGAGAAGAGCCUUUGUUUCGUCUGUUAUGGCUAUUGCUAACGCUGCUACACCGACUGUUCGCCGUAUGUGGAUCCGGGCUAGAGCACAUGGUUUUUGUUUUUUGUUAUGACGCAUCACGUACUAGCCUACAUCACCACGUAGAUUAGGGUGUUGACUGUUGACCCGGGGUUUUGCUUUCACACUGCAUGGCGAUCAGAGCCGAGGUGAUUUUAACGCGGGUCGCUUGGCGGGUUGAUUGACACGGGUCGAGGCGGGUCGCUGCACCUUUCCCACUGCCACCAAAAGCCGAUUGUUAGCGGGUUGACACGGGUUUUUUGGCCAGUGGGAAAGGGGUAUCAGUGUUGUUUUUGGAAGCCCUUCUAAUUUUUUGUUCUAGUCUUUAGGACAAACAUACUUAUUAGUCUUCAUAUAGUUUUAGUCGACCCUUACUCUAAAUGUUUUCAUCUGUGAAAUUCAUUCAGUGCAUUCAAGUUUUAGUCCAAAAAUGAAUAAAGGUUUCCACAAUUUCGGAUGACUAUUGACAAACAUGCACAUUUUGUACCGUCUACAUAGACAACGCCAACUUAUAAUACAUAUACAGCAGGAAAACAGUGUAAUAUUUUUAGUGAAUUAACCAACCUGGAGGCCACAAACUAGAUGUAAAAAAAAAAGUUGGGGAUUAAAAGAGAUUAAGAUGAUGCUCGCCACACUAAAUGCUAAUGCUAUGAGUUACAUUUACUGUGCGAUGCUCGCUCAGCACAGACUUUCAAGGGCUAAAGCAACAUUGCAUAUUCUCUUGCAUAUUCCAAUAUAAUAAAAUAAAUUUUACUAUGUGUUUCAAAACAGGCAAGCAUGGAGACGACACCGGUGAGUGAAUAUGUGUGUAAAGAAGGGUGAGAGCAGCACAUCACAUGAGUAACAGAACCAAACACUGCUACGAUGCAGGGUAACUACACGUACAAUAAGAAAAUGUUGCACAUUGUGAACAUAUGACGGAGACUAUGGCGCAUUUUCGUCUCGUUGUUGUCUCGUCAGAUAAAAAACAGAAUUCCUAUCAUUACGUUUUAGUCUCCCGAGACACAUUUUUGGCUCGGGAGAACAGUGGACAAUUUACACAGGCCCCUCAAGACGAUCGUCCGGUUUCUGUGUCUGUUGGGUGCAAGUGGAAGUUUUUAUCCGGGCCCCCCAGACAACCGUCCGAGCAGUUUCAAUAAUUAUAUGAUGUUUUAAGACUUAAACACUGUAUUACAGUUCUGCGUGUUAUCUUACCUUUCUGUUUGUACCUUCGCCACACCAACUUUACGCCCUCAAACAAGGCCCCUUAGAGGCCUGAGAGCGGUGACACUCCCACUACCCCCUAAUUUCUACCUCUGGGUGGAGGUUCCCAAAUUCAUUUUCAUAAUCAAUUUCGCUUUGAGCCAAAAAAAAAAAAAAAAAAAAGCCCAAAGUGGAGCUCUGCGAAACUGCUGCGCCACACAACCCUUUUGGGGCAUUUACGUCUGCGUUGGCAUCGUUGAACAUUUACCGUAGACACACCAUCGAGCUUGACCUACUAAAGAUGUUUUCCAGAUUUCUAGUUUGAUUUUUCUUCUGUCAAGCUUCAUGUUUUGUUUUCUGUUUUGCAUUGACUCGAACUGGUCGAAGGUUGUAUAUGAUAGAACAGUUACUAACGUUAAAAUAAAACAUAGAACCAACAUGGAAUUUCACACUGAGUUCUCUUUAAGUUCUCUUUAAAGUCUUUCUCCAUAGUGAAAUAGCCCCGCAGAAUACAAAGCAAAACACGUAUAGACAUUUUUUGUCAUCUCAUUUAUUGGGAGUGCAAUUGUUUACUUGCCAUAUCCUUCCAUAUGGUAUCUGGUUCUUGUAGCCUGUGUGCACAAGAGUGGGAAGAUUUGCAUGAUGUUUAAAGUGUACAGUAUAACAAUGUCCACCAGUACAUGAGGUUGUUGUAUUUCAUCCAGGUUUUGCUUUGUACACUCAAUUAUUUGUCUUGUGUGCUGUUCGAGUACAUCUCACAUGAGGAAAAAACAGAGAAAUUCAUCGUGUCUUUUUAUGUCUAUGACGUUUUACCUGAUCGGCCUGAGUGUCAGUCUAAAAAAUGUAUAUGGAACAAUGCUGGUUUGGUUCAAACCAACUGAGGGACACCAGAUGUUGUGUACAGUUAAAAAAAAAAAUGAUGUUUCGACUCAAAAACUCAGUUCAGUUUGACAAAUAAAAACAUAUCUGUGAAAGGCUUGUGGUUGCAUG